Molecule: messenger RNA, 1326 nt
Organism: Mycosarcoma maydis (corn smut)
Lineage: Eukaryota; Fungi; Basidiomycota; Ustilaginomycetes; Ustilaginales
Exons: 1
Coding region: 1-1326 (441 amino acids)
Biological process (GO): cytoplasmic translational initiation
Cellular component (GO): cytoplasm; eukaryotic translation initiation factor 3 complex
Molecular function (GO): translation initiation factor activity
Source: RefSeq, a predicted model, not a curated record
AUGUCGGCCGCAGACCUCGUCACCGUUCUUGCCGAAGGCACGUUCGAAGAGCAGAUUGUCGAAGUAUCCGCCUUCCUCUCGCGCUCGCAACCCGAAGCUUCACGCAACGACUUUAUCUCCAAGUUUCAGCAGUUGGCUCUUGACGCCGAACCUGCCGAACCUGCCGAACCCGCCGUUUCCACCGAAGCUACCGAGCCCGCUUCGGCCCCUGACGCUGCCAAGAAGCAGCAGACAGUGCAGCAGCUCGUAUCCGAGAUUGUCACGCUCGGCGAGGGAAGCGACCGCGAGCUCGAAGGUGUCUACAAUCUCAUCUUUUCGCUCAUCUCAUCCACUGACCAACAGACGCAGCUUGUUCCGCAGCUCCUCUCUGCGGUUUCCAAAGAUUCUGCCGCUGCUGCCACUGGCGCUGGUGGGGCUGACAAGAGCAAUGUGAGGUAUCGAAUCCUCUCGAACCUGUUCAACUCGUUGGAGGCUACGUCGGCAUUGCGUCUGCAGACGUUCAACGCUUUGCUCUCGCUCGUUGCAGCAAACGACGAUUUGGACUACCUCACCUCAGCGCUCACUGCUCUGCCACAGUGGUUGGCGCAGUGGUCCGUAUCGGAAACUGAGAAGGCGUCCUGCCUCGAGUCGGUGGCCAAGGCACUCGAAGGGGCCGAGAAGGAGCACGGCCAAACCUCGAAAGCCUACCAGUUUUUGGUGCUUCACUUGCGCUACAUCUCGACUUUGCCUGCGAGCGCUUCGACAAAGGAGGCGGCCGAACGCACUGUAGCUGCUGCUCUGCGUCUGCCGAGGCUGUACGAAUUCGAGGAUCUGUUGCACGUGCAAGCGGUUCUGGAUCUCAAAUCCGCCUCUUCUCCCAUCUUUGAUCUGCUCAAGAUCUUUGUCGGUGGCACCACGGCCGACUUUAGCGCGUUUGCCUCUUCGCACUCGUCCGAAUUCCAACGACUCAACCUUUCGCACGAUGAUCUGCUGCACAAGAUCCGUUUGCUCGAUUUGGCCGAUCUGUGCGCUCUGCGCGUCUCGGCGGAUGUGAGCUACGCUUCGAUCGCCAAGACGCUCAACAUCGAGCACGACCAGGUGGAGCUGUGGGUCAUCGACGUUAUCCGUGCCGGCUUGGUGUCUGGAAAGUUGAGCCAGGUCAACGACGCGUUCCGAGUAUACAAGUCCACCCACCGCCAGUUCGGCAAGGAGCAGUGGCAGUCAUUGGAACAACGUCUCGUCCAAUGGCAGAACAGUAUCAGCAGCAUCAUCGAGAGCAUCGCUGCUACUAGGGGUGGCAAGCUGCCCGAUGGCGCUCCCGUCGCAGCAGAGCUCGCUACUGCAUAA